This is a messenger RNA of Pezoporus flaviventris, 852 nucleotides long. RefSeq names its product embryonic polyadenylate-binding protein 2-B-like. The transcript is spliced from 3 exons. NCBI's taxonomy places the organism in Eukaryota, Metazoa, Chordata, Aves, Psittaciformes, Psittacidae. The record is from RefSeq and is a predicted model, not a curated record. Gene Ontology annotation, molecular function: RNA binding. The coding region runs from base 478 to 852 and encodes 124 amino acids.
GUCUUCUCAAAGGAAAUCCAUAACAAGGCAGAGUCUGACCAGAAAUCCAUCUAUGUGGGCAACGUAAGUGGGAAAGCCUGGAGCGGACCCCAUCUUCCCUGCUCCUGGUCCAGUUGGACAUAUGCCUGAGAUCCCUCACACAGGGUACAUCCACCCCGCAGUGAAGGCUGGCUGGUUCGAUCCCAAAUGCUUCUCCUCUGCCCAGCCCAGACUGGGAUUGUGGCUCAGCAUCUCCUUGUGGUUUCCAACCACUUGCAGAUAAUCUGUUGUGUCAGCUCCCCAAAAUGUCCUGCUGGAAGCUGCGGGGUUUGUGUUGUUGCUUGUGCCCCCAAAGCCAGGGGAGCUGUCUCUUGGGUUUGGGUUUCCAGGCUGGAGCCUUCAGCUGGAAGGGACCUUCUGAACCUCAGGAGAUGGUGCGAGAAGGGUCAGCUGGGUCCUUAGUCUCGGUGAUGGUGUGUGAAUGUAGACCCAUAGGCUAUGGGGGGCUGGCUGGUGGCACUGGAGGAGUUGAGACUGUCUUUGCAGCUGGAUUAUGGGGCCACGGCGGAAGAGCUGGAGUCUUUCUUCCUUUGCUGCGGGAAGAUCAAAAGAGUGACCAUCAUCUGCGACAGGUUCUCGGGGUACCCCAAAGGGUAUGCCUACAUCGAGUUUGAAGAGCAGAGCUCUGUGAAGACUGCAAUGUCGCUGAACAGGAUCUUGUUCAGAGGCCGUGUGAUUAAGGUACUCCCCAAAAGAACCAACUUGCCAGGCAUCAGCACCACCAACCGUGGCGGUUACCAGGGCCACUUCCGAGCCUGCAGACGGACGACCGAGUGGGAAUCCUGCUAUGGAAAGCAGUACACAAGCGCAUGA